AUGUGGAGAGCAGUCGUGGGACACAACAUGUCAGUGAAGGUUGAAUCCCAGGGAGACGACUGGGACACUGACCCUGAUUUUGUGAACGACAUCUCGGAGAAGGAGCAGAGAUGGGGAGCCAAAACCAUUGAGGGCUCUGGCCGCGCUGAGCACAUCGACAUCCACCAGCUGAGAAGCAAGGUGUCAGAAGAACAUGAGGUCAUCAAGAAGAAGGAGCUGGAAACUGGCCCCAAGGCAUCCUAUGGCUAUGGAGGCAAAUUUGGGACAGAACAGGACCGAAUGGACAAGUGUGCAGUCGGCCAUGAGUAUGUUGCUGAUGUUGGGAAGCAUUCCUCGCAGACGGAUGCAGCCCAGGGAUUUGGAGGAAAGUAUGGAGUCCAGCGUGACCGAGCCGACAAGUCAGCACUGGGGUUUGAAUACAAGAGUGAGGUGGAGAAGCACUCAUCCCAGAAAGACUACUCCAAGGGCUUUGGUGGCCGUUACGGUGUGGAAAGGGACAAAGUGGACAAAACUGCAGUGGGGUUUGACUACAAGAGCCAGACAGAGAAGCAUGACUCUCAGAAAGACUAUUCUAUGGGCUUUGGUGGGAAAUUUGGAGUCCAGCGGGAUCGUCAGGACAAGAGUGCACUUGGCUGGGAGCACCAGGAGGAUGUGCAGCCCCAUGCCUCCCAAACAGACUACGCCAAAGGGUUUGGAGGCCGUUACGGGGUCCAGAAGGACAGAGUGGAUAAGAGUGCCGCUGGAUUUAAUGAAAUGGCAGCUCCAGCCUCCUCAUAUGAGAAGACAAGACCAGUGGAGGCAGCUUCUAGUGGCACCAGCAACCUGCGGUCACGGUUUGAAAACAUGGCUAAGUUGGCGGAUGAGGAGAGCAGGAGGCUGGUGGAAGAGGAGAAGAUGAGGCGGCAGGCUCGAGAGCGCCAGGUGAUUCAGCAGCAGCAGAAAAUCCAACAGAGAGAGGGCAAGGACCACACAGAGGCAGCCCCUAUUGCCAUUCCAGCAAAGGUCCCUGAGAGAGCUGACAGAGAUGGAAAUGUGUCACGAGGAGAGCAGAACACAAGAAUGGAGCAGGAAGAGGAAAUGCCGCCCACAUUGCCACCAAGGCCAGCAGGUCUGGGUGAGGAGCUGAGCAAGUCCCCCAGCCAAGAUCAGCCUAUCUACAGUUUGAGUUUGGAUGGUGGGGACUAUGAGGAGCUGCCAGAGUCCUCUGACUACUGUGACAGUACCAGCAUGGGUGCUGACUAUGAGGAGCUGCCAGAGCCUUUAGGAAAGUCAGCUGCCACCUAUGACCACAGUGAGGAUGCAGGCGAGGACUAUGAGGAGGUCCUCGCUGAGGAGCCCAGUCAGAGCCAGCCCUGCCCAGGGAAUAUAGACUGCGUUUAUGAAGUGGAGAGCCCCGGGACAUGUGCAGUAGCUCUCUACGAUUAUCAAGGAGAUGGUGAUGAUGAGAUUUCUUUUGAUCCUGAUGACACAAUCACACACAUCGAAAUGGUAGAUGAAGGCUGGUGGCGGGGACAAUGCCGGGGCAAAAUAGGCCUCUUUCCAGCCAAUUAUGUGAAGCUUCUGCAAUGAGACCAACAUUGCCUGAGCAGCCUCCUUUCAAACUUCUGCUCCCCUCUGCUUCAUCCUUUUGCAUGUUAUUAGCCAAGUUCGGCUUAU
This is a messenger RNA of Tinamus guttatus (white-throated tinamou), 1656 nucleotides long. RefSeq names its product hematopoietic lineage cell-specific protein. Gene Ontology annotation, cellular component: site of polarized growth; plasma membrane; cortical actin cytoskeleton. Gene Ontology annotation, molecular function: actin filament binding. Gene Ontology annotation, biological process: regulation of actin filament polymerization; cell migration. NCBI's taxonomy places the organism in Eukaryota, Metazoa, Chordata, Aves, Tinamiformes, Tinamidae. The record is from RefSeq and is a predicted model, not a curated record.